Penicillium waksmanii is the source of this 1146-nucleotide messenger RNA. RefSeq names its product actin-related protein ArpA. Bases 1 to 1146 code for a protein of 381 amino acids. The transcript is spliced from 3 exons. The record is from RefSeq and is a predicted model, not a curated record. Lineage: Eukaryota; Fungi; Ascomycota; Eurotiomycetes; Eurotiales; Aspergillaceae.
AUGGCUGAGGCUACCCUUCACAACGUACCAAUUGUCAUUGACAAUGGAAGCGGGACUAUCCGAGCAGGCUUUGCAGGAGAGGAGAUUCCAUCAUGUUAUUUCCCCUCGUUCGUCGGCCGUCCCAAGCACCCGCGGGUCAUGGCCGGUGGUUUGGAAGGCGACUCUUUCAUCGGCACACGCGCACAGGACCUUCGCGGACUUUUGAAGAUUCGGUAUCCGCUAGAGCAUGGCAUUGUCACAAAUUGGGAAGAUAUGGAAUCGAUCUGGCAUUAUGUCUAUGAAAACGAGCUCAAGACUCUGCCCGAAGAGCACCCCGUCCUGCUCACCGAGCCUCCGCUGAACCCCCGUGCCAAUCGUGAUUUCGCUGCCCAGCUCAUGUUCGAGACCUUCAAUGUCCCUGCUCUCUAUAUGUCUAUUCAGGCCGUGUUGUCACUCUAUGCAUCGGGUCGUACUACUGGUGUAGUGCUGGAUUCUGGCGACGGCGUUUCCCACGCCGUGCCCGUCUACGAGGGUUUCGCCAUCCCCAACAGCAUUAGACGAAUCGAUGUUGCUGGUCGUGACGUGACGGAACAAAUGCAGCUGCUUUUGCGCAAGGCUGGGCACGUACUGCACACAAGCGCCGAGAAGGAGGUGGUACGCAUGAUUAAGGAGAAGGUCUGCUACGUGUCACUGGAUCCGAAGCGCGAGGAGAAGGAGUGGAUGAACAGCUACCACAAGUCAGACGCCAAGGCUGUCGAUUAUGCUCUUCCCGAUGGCCGCAAGAUCAAGAUUGGCCAAGAACGCUACCGCGCACCCGAGAUCCUCUUCGACCCAGAACUGAUCGGCCUCGAGUACCCUGGAGUGCAUCAGAUUGUCCAAGAGUCGAUCACUCGCACAGAUCUCGACUUGCGCAAGGCUUUAUACCACAACAUUGUGCUCUCUGGCGGCUCUACUCUGUGCAAGAACUUCCCGGAUCGUUUGAUGCGGGAAAUCAAGAAACUCGCAGUUGAGGAUAUGAAGAUUCGUAUCUCUGCACCUGCGGAACGCAAGUAUACCACGUGGAUUGGAGGAAGUAUUCUUGCUGGUCUGAGUACCUUCCGAAAGAUGUGGGUAAGCGCGGACGAGUGGCACGAGGACCCGGAAAUCAUUUUCAAGCGAUUUGCUUAG